Molecule: messenger RNA, 477 nt
Organism: Papaver somniferum (opium poppy)
Lineage: Eukaryota; Viridiplantae; Streptophyta; Magnoliopsida; Ranunculales; Papaveraceae
Exons: 1
Coding region: 1-477 (158 amino acids)
Molecular function (GO): nucleic acid binding; RNA-DNA hybrid ribonuclease activity
Source: RefSeq, a predicted model, not a curated record
AUGUGGAAUUGCUCUUAUGAUUUACAAGUUUUGAAAGCUCUGGGGAUAAAAUGCAGAAAAGUAAAAGGUACUAGAGUUAAAGAAAUUUUCUUUCAACUUCCUCCUCCAAACAAGAUUCUGUUGUGCUGUGAUGGUGCAUCAAAAGGGAAUCCAGGUAUCUCGGGCUAUGGAUUUACUGGUAGAACAAGCUCAGGAGAAUUCUUGGUUGUUGUUUCAGGUGGGUUGGGUGUUUCAACUAAAUAUUAUGCAGAGAUACUAGAAGUUCUGAAUACAGGAGAAUGGGCAUUAAGCAAAGGCCAUGAAGAGGUAUUAUUCAGAACUGGUUCAUCAGAUGCAAUCAGUGCAUUUCAGAGCAAGAAAAUUCCAUGGUUUGCCAUAAAAAUAUGGGAGAAAAUCUGUGCAAGACCUAAAACUUGGUGCCUCAUACAUAGUUACAGGGAGACUAAUUUCUCUGCUGAUGAUCUAGCAAAGAAAUGA